Closterium sp. Naga37s-1 is the source of this 3369-nucleotide messenger RNA. The record is from the annotation of a GenBank genome assembly. NCBI's taxonomy places the organism in Eukaryota, Viridiplantae, Streptophyta, Zygnematophyceae, Desmidiales, Closteriaceae.
AUGUCGACACCUUCAGCAGAAGCGACUAAAACGAGCAUCGAAGAAUCACCAGAUGUAGCUGCUCCUGCCGCUCCUCCUGCACCUGUAAAUGCGUCCGUAGACCCUCCUGAAGAGAGCGCCGAGCAGUUACCGUCAGAAACCAUAGGCGAAGCUGACGGAACCACGAAAGCUGGCGAAACCGGAGAAGUUAGCGAAACCGGCGAAAUCGCGAAAGCUGGUGAAGCCGGCGAAAGCGAGCAAGCUGCCGGGGCGGAGGAAGAGGAGGAAUACCACAGCGAUCUUGAGGAUGACGUGGAAUUAGUUCCGAGACGACGCGGCGCGAGCGAUGAUGAGGGUGAAGAUGGAGAGGAGGGCGAUGAGGAGGGGUUUUUGGAUGGUGCGGAGGGGGAAGGAGGGGAAGAUUACGAGGAAGCGUAUGAAGAGGCGGAAGAAUUGGAGGGUCUUGAUGAUGGGGCAGGCGGUUACGCGGAAGAAGAUGCUCGUCUCGGCGCGGCUGACGUGGCAAGUUCUGACGGGGAGAUGCCAGGGUUUGGUGACGUGGCGGCAGCAGGAGGGGCAGCAUCAGGUCCGGAAGUGGUCAAGGUAAUUGGCGCGGAGGGGACAGACCGGCCGGGGGGGGAGGUACAAGGCGCGGAAGCGGAGAGUACAGCGGAGGGCCAGGGCGGAGCAGCGGAAGGGGCUUCGGCGGAAGGGGCUGGUGUGGAAGGUGGUGCCGCGGAAGGGGAUGCUGCGGAAGGAGCAGCGGAAGGAGAAGCGGAAGCGGAGGUGAAGAAGGAAGCAGAGCCGUUUGUGGUGCCGACUUCUGGCGCGUUCUACAUGCAUGAUGAUCGCUUCGGCGAAGGCCAAGGCGGAGGUCGAUCCAGGGGCGGCAGGGGCGGGCGUCGGCUGUGGGAGUCCGGGCGGGAGGAGAAGAAGUGGAAGCAUGAUCUGUUUGAGGAGCUGGAGCAGGAGGAGAGAAACGGGUUCAGGGAGCAGGGCGGGUGGGAGCAGCAGCAGUUCUCGGGGCUGGAGCAGGAGGAGAGUAACGGGGUUCAGGGGGUGGGAGCAGCAGCAGUACCCGGUGAGAUGCGGGGGGGUGCGUACGGCACAGGAGACCCUUACUUUGCUGCUGCACCACAGCAAGGGGAGGGCGUGGCAGGAGCAGCAGCAGCAGGAAGAGGAGUGGCAGGAGCGGUGGGUGGUGGUGCUGCUGCUUCUGGUACUGCUGGUGCUGCUGGUGGUGUUAGUGGUGCUCCAAGCGCGUGGCGUGGCGUUAUGGGGUCGGCACCAGCAGCUGCCCCCGUCCCCGGUACUGGCAUCCUCGCUAGCUCUCCCUACGCUCCGUCUGCAUCAUCAGCAGCAGCUGCAGCAGGGGCAGGAGCAGGGGCAGGAGCAGGGGGAGCAGGCAUCGUGUCAAAUCUGACGCAGGGGAUAGGGGCUAUGUCAGUAACCCCCGCUGGAGCAUCUGCUGCUGCCUCAAGUGCAGAAGGCACAGGGGCAGGAGGGGUAGGAUGGCAGGACAUGGGUGCGGAAGGAAGGGGAGGCGGGGGCGGGAGGGGGGGCGUAGCAGCAGGUUUGGGAAUGGGGGGGCGCGGGAGAGGCGGGAGAAGGGGGAGGGGGGGACGAGGGUAUAUGGGGACGGGUUCUGGUGCGGGGGCAGGGGGAGGGGGGGCGGAAGGAGGGGGGGAUUCCGGAAGCAUUGGGGGGGAUGUUGGGGGGGGCUGGGCUGGGGGAGGGGGAACGCAGGGGGUGACAGGAGGGGGUGUUUCCGGCGGGCGAGGGCAGGAGCAUUAUAACUGGCAGCAGCAGCAGCAGCAGCAGCAGCAGCCGCAGCAGCAGCAGCCACAGCAGCAAAAGAAACUGACAGCGGUCGGGGUGCGUGAUUUUGUGCCUGCCAGCCAGCAACAGCAGCAGCAGCAGCAGCAGCAGCAGCAGCAGCAGCAGCAGCAGCAGCAGCAGCAGCAGCAACCGCAGCAAUAUUACCAUCAGCAGCAGCAGCAGCAGCAACAGCAGCAUUACUACCAGCAACAGCACUAUCAACAGCAGCAGCAGCACUACCAGCAGCAGCAGGCGCGGUGGCAGCAGCCGCGAUCCCAGGUUGCUUCUGGUGCAAAUGGGACUGAUGCAGGGGGAGGUACAUAUGGGGAAGGCUCUACCCAGGCGGGAGCAGUAGGGGCGGCAGACGGAUCGGGAGUGAAGGGAGUAGAUGGGGUUUCAGGGGGAGGAGAAGCAGGAGGAGCAGCAGCAGCUUCAGCUGAGAAUGGAGCCGGAGGUGGUGGUGAUGUAGUGAAAACGAGCACGGGUGCAGCUGUGGCAGCAGCGGAAGGGGCAGGAGCAGGAGGAGGAGGAGGAGGAGGAGGAGGGGGAGGAGCAGCAGCAGCAGCGGUGCCAGGAGCAGCAGCAGAAGGAGGAGCAGGGGGAGCAGCACAGGCAGGGGCACAGGCAGGAGCAACAGCAGUGGGGUAUGCGGAUCAGGUUGGUAGCAGCAGCAGCACUGGUGGAUUAGACGUAACUGCUGAUAUGCAUCAAAACGCAGGGAUGGGAGCAGGGAUGGGUGGAGGCAUGGGCGCAGGUAUGGGCGCAGGGAUGAUGGUACUGGGGAUGGAUGGAUCAACCAUGCAUAUGGACGGGGGAGUGGCAAUGGGGGGCCAGGCCAUGCAGAGUGGGGCAAUGCAGGGAGGGGCGAUGACUGCAGGAGGAAUGGGAGGAGCGGCAGGGAGUAUGAUGAGAGUGAGCGCCCCGGAUUACACGCCCAAGGGCAUGCAGAUGCAGCAGAUGCAGUAUGGGCAGCAGCAGCAGCCAGGAGGGGCGGCGGCGGCGGCAGCAGCGGCUGCUGCAGCGGCGAUGGGCAUGGCGAUGCCGGCCUAUUCCAUGGGGCAGGCGCCGCACUAUGCGUACGCGAGUACUGAGGGUGCCAGUGCUGACGCCAGGGGGAGUGGGAGCGGCGCAGCUAGCAGCGGGGGGAUACGGGCAGCCGUUCAUAGCAGCAGGGAAUUGCACAUGCUGACGCCAGGGGGAGUGGGAGCGGCGCAGCUAGCAGCGGGGGGAUACGGGCAGCCGUUUAUAGCAGCAGUGGACCCAUCCAACCCCACUGCCGCCCUCUACUAUGCGCCUGCUUCCGCUGCUGGGCAGCAGGCUGCUGUCUACGCCGCUGGGGGCAGUGCACCUGUGGACAUCUCAGCAUCGAUCGCCUCUGCUGCAGCUCUCUGGAAACCGCCACAGCAGCAGCAGCUGCCAUCCGCCACAGUCUUUCUUUUUCCUCCUCUGCUAUCUUUAUCUUUUCCUCCGGUUGACUCCCCUCCUUGUUCCCGCGCUCCCCUCUCUACCUACCUGCCAGUCACAGAAGUGCUUCCUGGUGACCAGGAGUACCACUCAUCGCAGCAGCAGUGA